AUGCCUUCGCAGCAAUCUGGACGCAAAGGACGCAAAAGACGCUGGGUUGUUCAACGCUUUGAAGAUCUUUUACGAUUGCCUGCCAAUGCGCCGCAACCUUCCAACGAUAGCAGUAGAAUAACACACCUCCACUCUCAUGCUCCCAUCACACCUACCGAGCCUCCUGGACCGGUGUCGGACGUACCCAGCACAAACCUUCCCUCCACGCACAAUCAUCCUGUCGAUAUAACUACAGACGAGACCCCUCAGCCGGACGAGCAUAUCCUGCCAACUGUUCACCAGCCGACUGCAUGGCUAAGAGGUGUGGAUAUUGAUCGUUUCCAGGCGUCUGUGAUGGGUAGUUACACUGCUACAGAUAGCGACACUAGUCUCGGCCAGAUAACAAUCUUUGGAGAUGAGCCAGCUCACAGUGGGGACUCAUCCCCGAUGGAUGAAACUUCGUUGGACCCUAGGCAGGCGAUCAAUCACGGCAAUGGCUCCAAUGAUGACUCGACCAGUGACGAUAGCGAAGCCUCCUCAGCCCUUGGAUCCAAAGGAUUCUCGCCGUUGUUUGAUACUGGUGCGCAAGUCAGUAUCAUACCAGAGACGACGUUAGCCAGGAUGAAGAAGGGUUACACAAAGACCUGCCAUCUACCUCCACAACAACGGGAUAAUAUGACACUCGCGGAUUUUAAGGGGAACACCUAUCAUCCCGUUGGCUUAGUUCCACUUCUCUGGUGUCUUGACGACUUUCCUGAGGUCAGUCUCAAUACAACUUUCUGGGUUGUGGAUGGGAAGGUCCCGAACGACCUAAUCAUCGGCAAAGAUGUCCUGAAUGCUGUCGACUUUGCCGUCAUGCGGGAAAGGCAGUUCCGCAGUAAGGGCCCGAGUAAGGGCCCGGUGCUCAAGAAAAUGAAAGCCGCAAUCCGCAAUUCAUCGGUGAGAUUGCUGCGCCCAGCCUCUUCAGGAAGUCUCCACAGCAGACCACAUCAUUGA
Capronia epimyces CBS 606.96 is the source of this 975-nucleotide messenger RNA. RefSeq lists its product as uncharacterized. The record is from RefSeq and is a predicted model, not a curated record. NCBI's taxonomy places the organism in Eukaryota, Fungi, Ascomycota, Eurotiomycetes, Chaetothyriales, Herpotrichiellaceae. The coding region runs from base 1 to 975 and encodes 324 amino acids. The transcript is spliced from 2 exons.